CAGGGAGGGAGGAGAGGCAGUGUGGUCCUGCCUCAGUCCUGGCGCUGCCUCAGGGAGGGAGAGCUCGAGAGGGAGGACGCGAGGGCAGGAUCCCGUGUCCCCACCCCCUUUAUCCUCAGCCACAGCUGGCUGCCCCUCCCCCGCCGCACAUCUGGCUGCCCCUUCAUCUCGCAUCUCAGGCUGCCGAGGCACGCCCCUCCCUCCCCCCAUCAUGCCCGGCUGCUCCCUGCUCUAGUUCUGUCCCCUAACCCCAACCCUCCCCACUUACCCCCCACCCUCACCCCACCUUAGCCAGCCCUUCCCCCUCCCCAGCCUCACCUCCCCCCUGCUGCCCAGAGCCAGAGGGAUGGUGGUAGUCACAGGGCGGGAGCCAGUCAGCCGUCGCCCGGAUGAUGCCAUGUCCAGCUCGGACGCUGAAGACGACUUUCAGGAGCCUGCCACCCCCACAGCCACCCAGGCUGGGCAUGCCCUGCCCCUGCUGCCCCAGGAGUUCCCUGAGGUUGUCCCACUCAACAUUGGAGGCAUGUACUUCACCACACGCCUAUCAACAUUACGGCGCUAUGAGGACACCAUGUUGGCAGCCAUGUUCAGUGGGCGCCACUAUAUUCCCACUGAUGCUGAGGGACGGUAUUUCAUUGACCGUGAUGGGACUCACUUUGGAGACGUGCUUAACUUCCUUCGCUCUGGCGACCUGCCCCCACGGGACCGCGUUCGGGCCGUGUACAAGGAGGCCCAAUAUUAUGCCAUCGGGCCCCUGCUGGAGCAGCUAGAGGAUGUGCAGCCGCUGAAAGGGGAGAAGGUGCGCCAGGCGUUCCUGGGGCUUAUGCCCUAUUACAAAGACCACUUGGAGCGGAUUGUGGAAAUCGCGCAGCUGCGGGCUGUCCAGCGCAAGGCCCGCUUUGCCAAGCUGAAGGUCUGUGUCUUCAAGGAGGAGAUGCCCAUCACGCCCUACGAGUGCCCCCUCUUCAACUCUUUGCGCUUCGAACGCAGCGAGAGCGACAGCCCCUUCUUUGAGCAUCACUGCGAAGUGGACGUGUCUUUCGGGCCGUGGGAGGCCGUGGCCGACGUCUACGACCUGCUACACUGCCUGGUCACGGACCUCUCUGCCCAGGGCCUCACGGUGGAUCACCAGUGUAUCGGGGUCUGCGACAAGCAUCUGGUCAACCACUAUUACUGCAAGAGGCCCAUCUAUGAGUUCAAGAUCACAUGGUGGGUCCAGCUGGGAGAAAGGGAAUGGAAUAUGCGAGAUAUGCCGGAAUGAGCUCCCUAAACUCCCCAUGCUGCUGAAGAAGAAGGAUCUGCUUUUAUCAAGUUACCUACUCCAAAUAUCCCUGAUCAGUUUCUCCUCUUGGGACCCAGAGAGACCCUUCUUCCUCACCAAGCACCUUUCUCAUCCCCUUUGGGGUCUGUGACCAGAGCUGCCAAAGGCCUGUGCCCGGUUCGCCUUAGAAAAACCAGUGUUUACAGCCCUGAUUUGGGCACUGGUUCCUGCUCUCCCCCCUCCCUUCCCCAGCCCCUUCCUCACCAUUCCCCCACCCCCUGCACAGGGCUAUUUCCCAUGGAGCUGAGAUGCAAACAGCAGAGGCUGAAGGGAGGCAGGGAUAGACAUGGAGCCUCCAUACACGCUGAGUCACAGCAUCCUUGUCCACAUUCCUGGCUGCUGUGUUCAGUGUGCAACUCAUAGCUGUAGAACAAAGCCACUCUAGAGUCCACCACCAUGAGACCUUGUUAUGAUAAUCUGCUUAAGUCUCUCCCUCAGGGAGGCCCUGAGUUCUGAAGGAUAAAAGGAGGGAUUGAAUGUCUCCCCAAGGGCUUGUAGGUAAGACAGCAAUAAUUCCCAAGAAUACUUGGGUGUCUAUAUUUUGAAGAUUUUAAAAGAUCCAGAACAUCUCUGGGCUGAUCCCUUCUCCCUAAGGAAGCUGUUUGGGUUAUGGACAUGCCCUUCCUGCAGGCUUGGACAGUCAAGUGGUGGCACUCAGCGAUCCCCCAGUCAGCAUCUCCACCACUCCCUCGUUCCACAGUAGGACGUGUCAGGGCUGCUUGGAGAGAGUUCCAUUCCUACAGUCACAUCUGUAUUCAAAUCAAUAUCCAUGAACUAUAAAGGGUGUCUUAUGUGGUCAGUUCUGGUUGGCCCAGCCCUAUUGGCCCCAUGCAUAUAAGGAUUGGUUGACUUAGCCCGGGGCAUCUAAAGAUGCUGCCAGAAUCCUGCUAGCGUGACAAAGUCUGAACCCAGGAAGCCCAGCCAGAGCCCUCCACUGAACCUGUGUGCAACGUCUUUGACGUGUCCCUGUGCAAAGCUGUCUGCUCCAUAGGAGAAGUGGCCCUGAGGCAAUGAGUGACAGGAUACCCAGCACCUAGCAGAAUGCCUGCCACAUAGGAGAGGCGUAAUAAAUGCUGAAUGAAUGAAUGAAUGAAUGAAUGAAUGAAUGAAUGAAUGAAUGAAUACCAGCACUGGGCAAGAAGAAGUAGGAGGCAGUGGAGUGGAGGACCAGAAAGAGGCUUUCGAUCUAAGUUGGCAGGACAGUUGUCUUCUGCAUUUUCAGAUACCCUUUCACAUCUAAAAGGCAGCUGGAAUUGUUUGUUUUGGGGUCCAUGUUCCUGCAUGGUGCUGGGUGUUGCUAACCGUGUGUCCAGUCGCAUUGAGCUUAGCAGAAGUCUUUUUUUUACUUCACUGAGUGGUGUUACUGCCUAAUGCGUGUUCGUUUUUUGACAGACACUGAGCCAAGCUAUUGAGGAGGAUGUCAGUGUGAGUAGAGCGCAGAUUACUACCACCAUUGCUGGCAGUAACCCGCAUUGGCCUCUCUCCCCCUGCCCCCUCCUGCUCCCACCACAGAGCAUCGCAGUGUAUUUAUUUAGAAUCCACAUGGGCAAGGCCCAGAAUGACUGGUUUCCGAAAGCCCCUGCAGGCCUUCUUGAGGGCUGACCAGGAUGCUGGGUGAGAACAGCGUCCCCCAUCUCUCUGGAAGGUCAUUCUCUGUUAACUCUGUCGUGCCAUUCUUUUGAUGACCGUGUUUCGCUGUGUGUCCUUCUGGGGAGACUAGGGCUGCCACGAAGGGUCAUCCCUGGCCGCGUUUAGGGAACUUUUUCUAGAGCUAGCAACAGACCCUUGUAGCAGGCCAAGCUUGGCCUGCCCUCUGUCUAGGACCUGAAGCUGAGUUGGAAGGCAGAUAAAACAUUCUGUAGUCUAUAGUCAUCACAGCUGAAGGGGAGGAGGGAAAGAAAGGUGACUGCUAGUUAGCAGGCCAAGGGCUGAUGGGAAUAAAACCCCUUCUCUGGGAACAUUCUUCUGGUCCCCAGAGAGCUCCUCUAAUUAUUGGUGGGGCUAGGACCUUUUGUAUCCCCCAGCCCCUCUGUAACUUCAGUCAUCUAAGCCAAGAGGGGGCAAGGUCCCAAGAGAGCCUUAGAAACACCUCCUCCCCAAAUGCUCACAAUGUAGUUUAUUUGAAUUCUUGCAACUUCACGGAACCCACUGCCCCCCCCCUAAAAAUGAAACUAGAUGCGUUCUCUUCAGGGACGGACCAAGAGAAACGACUCAUUGGACUGGUUUGUGGAUCAGGAAUUUUGAGGAGGAAGAGGCCUAUAGAGACCUUCUAGUCUAGUCUAGUCCCCUCAUUCUGCAAAUGGGGAAACUGAGGCUCUGAGAGUUGGACUCGUCCAAGUCACAAAAUGACCAAGGUGUGAUUUGCACACAGGUCCUCCAUCUCCAAACCCAUUGCUCUUCCCACUGUACCAUAGGUACUGGAGAACAGGAGAAUUCAAAGGUUAGGCUACAUUGGGAGACAGGAGGCUGGCUAGAGCAGGAGCUUCUGAAGUGGUUGGCUCCCCACGGUCACUGGCCUGGCAAGUUAAGAACAUCAGAUUUGGGGGCCGGGCUGUCGGCUGUCUCUCCCCAGAUGAGCUAACUGUCAUUCGCUGACCGGGAGAGAGACGUGGGGCCGUCCCCUUCCCACACAGUUCAUCCAGAUGCUCCCUCUGGGCUGGCUCGUCUUCGGCCUACGAUCUGCUGGGGGCUUUCUGAGGAAGGCUUCUCAGGUUGGGUCAGGGGAUUUAUCGCCCUCCUGGGUGGUUGGUUGUUCUGUCUGAGGCCCUGGUGAUGUGGUGGUGGUGGUGCUACAGAAAGCGUCAAGGUCGCCGGGCAUGCGUCGUUUCUUAUGCAACCUUGGGCUCAGGGCACACAGGGGUGAGCCCUCUUGAAAGAGUUAAAAAUAUCUUCCCAUCUUGUAAGCACUCUGUUUCCAGAAAGAACCUCUCUUACACACACACACACACACACACACACACACACACACGCACACGCACACGCACACGCACACAACACAC
Molecule: messenger RNA, 4320 nt
Organism: Vombatus ursinus (common wombat)
Lineage: Eukaryota; Metazoa; Chordata; Mammalia; Diprotodontia; Vombatidae
Gene: KCTD7
Product: potassium channel tetramerization domain containing 7
Exons: 5
Coding region: 347-1261 (304 amino acids)
Biological process (GO): protein homooligomerization
Molecular function (GO): protein binding
Source: RefSeq, a predicted model, not a curated record